AUGGAACCCGAGGGACCCGAGAGUGAUAGGGAGCCGGUGGUCAGGCGUGCCUGUGACCAAUGCCGCCUCAGAAAGAUACGCUGCGACAAGCGAUCGCCCUGCUCUAAUUGUCGCAGUUCCCAAAUCGUAUGCCGCUCAACCGGUGCCGGCCAGAAGCCUCCGGAGCCACGGAAGCGCGUUUUGAUCUCGAGCCAGUAUGAAAGGAAGAUCGAUCUCAUCGAAGAACGCCUGGGGAACAUCGAGCGCAUUCUCCUGGAACUUAGAUCGAGCGCCAAGGGUGCUUCGGAGCCAUGCUAUCAUUCCACACCUCUGUCCAGGCAUCUGAGCCCAUCUGCUGCCAAUUAUAGUAACACCACUGCUGCUUUGGAUCAGCAUGAGUCUACCUCCGCCUUUGAAGGCAAUUCAUCCCUCGCAGCUCAUUCUGCAUACGCCAGGGAGUUCCUGGAGACAGCCGUUUCACGCAAUGCGCUGCAGAUAUCAACACCAAAAAUUAGCACUGCUCUGGCUUCCUUGAAGCAGAUGGUCAACAUGCAAGACCAUCAGGCACAGUUGCCACCCCGAGAAGUCCGGCUCCCAAAUCAGAAGGCCAUUCCUGACUCGGGAUUGCAGGAGCUACCGUUGCCUCCGGUAGACUUGGUUCUGGCGAUCCUGCGCAAGUACAAGAGCCAACCCAGUGUUAUACAGACAUACUUUCCUUUUCUCUCAAUCGAGCGUCUGGUUGUGAAAUGCCGCGAGGUGUACUUUGCCACGGAAGUAUACUCUGAUGCCACCUUCAUAGUGAUUAAUGGGGCUCUUUACUACCUGAUCAGCGACAUGAUCUCCACAAUCGAGAAUAAAGAUACCAGGGACGAGUAUGAAAGGCAUCUGAAACUUUGUCAGGUCAACCUCGAAACCGCCUUGGCCAACUUGAGCCUCUUUAUGCCCGCGACGAUCGAAAACAUUGAAGCCCUUGCUUUAGGGGCUGUCUAUGCUAUUGAAAUGUCAAAGCCAUCCUUUGCGAUGACGUUGACCUCAACGGCAUUCCGCUUAUGCCAAACGCUCGGAUUUCAUCGGUCACCCUCAUUAGAGAAGAGCAGUAAAUCCGUCCAGGGGAAUAUGCUAUUCUGGACAAUCUAUAUUUUAGAUAAAGCAGUAUCCUUGCGGCUGGGACGCGCGUCAACCAUCCAGGACUAUGACAUCACUUCGUUGGAAGGCCUCGAUCUGACCGGAAUAGCGGAACCAUUCAAGAGCAUCUACCCCUUGUGGGUGAAACUCGCCACAAUCCAAGGCAAAACCUACGAAUUGCUUUACAGUCCUGCGGCUUUGGCCCAACCAGAAAAUCAAAGGAUCUGUCAUGCUCGCCAACUAGCUUCUGAGAUGCAGCAGAUGGUCAUGGAGCCAUUCGAGAAAAUCAAAUUUGACACAAACAUGUCUGCUGUCGAUGAGGUUUUCAUCAGAUCUGACAAAGUUGCCCGCUUGUCGGUUUUGUCUCUGAUAUACCGGGCCAUUCCUCCACAGGAGGCACAAGGUACAUUCAUCUAUGAAUGCAUCGAAACAGCCCGGUCAGCCCUCGAGGUGCAUCAUAAGUGUAUGUUGGAUGUAAAGAAGAUGAACGAGCUCAUCAAAGCUGCGUACUUUCACUGGACAAUCCUUUAUGCACCGUUUGUCCCAUUCAUAGUGAUCUUCUGCCACGCAAUUGCCGUUUCAUCCUGGGAAGACCUCGCUCGACUGGAAGACUUUGUGGCUUCCCUGCAACCCAACUGUUUCCUCUCCGAAGCUAUCGCGAAAUUGUACCAGCUAUGUCAAGUCCUCAGCAAUGUUGCUAGGCUGUACAUCGAAGCAAAGGAACAGGCGCAGACCAAAGAGGAUCAAAACCUAGCGUCAGUCGGUCAGGAAUUCGACGUAUAUCUUAGCGCACUUGGAUUGGCACCCAUGUCCACUGAUGACAGUGAAGGCCAAUGGCCAUCUGCCUCUGCUCCUGCCGGAUCGGUUCCUGAAGAAAUAAGGGGCACAACGGAGGGUCAGUAUACUGCGGCAAUACCGCAGACCAGCCAAUUAGGGAACUGGUUCUCGGGGAAUCAGCAUAUGAUGGGCUUGUUGGAAGAGGACCUUUCAUUCUUUGAUCCUUCUUCUUGGGCAUAG
This is a messenger RNA of Aspergillus ibericus CBS 121593, 2121 nucleotides long. RefSeq names its product putative C6 transcription factor. The coding region runs from base 1 to 2121 and encodes 706 amino acids. Gene Ontology annotation, molecular function: DNA binding; DNA-binding transcription factor activity, RNA polymerase II-specific; zinc ion binding. The record is from RefSeq and is a predicted model, not a curated record. Gene Ontology annotation, biological process: DNA-templated transcription; regulation of DNA-templated transcription. Lineage: Eukaryota; Fungi; Ascomycota; Eurotiomycetes; Eurotiales; Aspergillaceae. The transcript has 8 exons.